Molecule: messenger RNA, 5876 nt
Organism: Hypanus sabinus (Atlantic stingray)
Lineage: Eukaryota; Metazoa; Chordata; Chondrichthyes; Myliobatiformes; Dasyatidae
Product: filaggrin-2-like
Exons: 2
Coding region: 3461-5287 (608 amino acids)
Source: RefSeq, a predicted model, not a curated record
CAGAAUCUCUGCUGUUGCUUUGCUCACGCUUGAGCACUCCGAGAUGCUGCGUGACUUGCCGUGUUGCUCCAGCACUCUGUGUACUGCAGCUUAUAUUAAGAUGGCUUCAUAUUCUCUCUUCCUAACUCCAGUCUCCUGCCUACAACUCUCCUCUUUCAAAGUACAUUUAUUAUCAAAAUGAGUUCAGUAUACAUCACCAGAUGCUACCCUGAGAUUCAUUUUCUUGUGGGCAUUCACAGUAGAACAAAGGAAGACAAUGGUAUCAAUGAAAAACUACUUACAAAGACUGACAAGCAGCCGAUGUGCAAAAGAAGACAAACCGUGAAAAUACAAAAAAUGCGUAUUAUACUAAUAAUAAAUAAAUAAAUAGAGAAUGACUUACAGGGUCCUUGAAAGUGAGUCUGUAGGUUAUAGAAUCAGUCCAGUGUUGCAGUGAGUGUUAUCCACGUUGGUUCAGUCACCUGAUGGGGUAUUAAUUGUUCCUGAACCUGGUGGUACGGGACCUAAGUAAGGCUCCUGUCCUUCCUUCCCGAUGGCAGCAGCUAGAAGUAAGCAUGGCCUGGGUGGUAGGGGUCCUUGAUGAUGGAUGCUGCUUUCUUGUGGCAGCACUCCUUGUAAAUGUGCUCAAAGGUGGGCGUUCUCUCAGUGCCUCUAAGGACUUUCCUAUCCUUGCCUUGACUACAUGACUGGCAAAGAGGAGGCAGAGAUAGCUUGGUCUGUGGGGCAGAGAGGUGGCAAAUGCAAUUUAAUGCAGAGAGUUGCAAUGCUGGGUUCAUUCCUGACCUCUGGUGGAAAAAGCAAGGCAAAGGAACACACGAUAAAUGGGAGGGUAUUGAGGAGGUUGGAGGAACAUUGGCACAAAGAUCCUUCAAGUUAGCAGUGCAGGUAGACAAAGUAUUAAACAGUAAUUAUUAACAGAGGAUUUAGAUGCUUUCUUUUAAUAGCUAAGGCAGAGAAUUAAAGAGCAGGGAGGUUACUUUAGGCUUGGAGGUGAAAUGUAAAAGGAAAAUAUAUAGUAAAUGGCUGGAUAAUCAAGAGCAAUGAUGUAUAGAGGGACUUUGGGGAGCAAGUCUAUAACUUCCUGAAAGUGGCAUCACACAUAUAUAGGAUGGCAAAGAAUAUGUAGGGAGGCAUUGAAGUUUUAUGGCAUGCUUGCCUUCGUCAGUCAUGUUGUAGUUGUAUAAAAAAACAUUUAUACACAUUUCUUUACAAGAGGGAUGUGCAGAGGGGACAGCAAAGGUUGACCAGGAUCCUGUUGGAUAAGAGAGCAUUAGCUAUAAGGAGAGGUUGGACACACCUAGAUUAUUUUCUCUGGAGCACUGGAGGCUGAGGGGAUUCCUGAUAGAAUUUUAUAAAAUUUUUGAGAAGCAGAAAUGGAGUAGACUGUCUUUUUUCCCCGGAUGUAAAUGUCAAAUUUAGAUGUCAAGCGUAUCUUUAAGCUGAGUUAGGAAAGUUUAAAGGAAAUUUGCGAGUCAAGAUUUUAUCUCGAGAGUGCUAGGUCCCUGAUACAUGCUACCAGAGAAGGAGUGGAGACAGAUAACAUCAAUAUUUAAGAUGCAACACACCAAUUGCUGGAGAAUCUCAGCAGAUCAAGCAGCAUCUGUGGAGGGGAAUGAACAGUUAAUGUUACGGGCCAAGACCUUUUAUAAGGACAAGUAGUGUUCACGGCCUGUUUGGAAAUCUGACAGCAGAGGCCAUGUCCAGGGUGGCGAGGGGUCCUCAAUUUUAUUUAUUUAUUCAUUUAGAGGUACAUCACAGCACAGGCCCUUCCAGCCCAACGUGCUGCUCCGCCCAUCAAUGCACUGAUUUAAUCCUAGCUUAAUCACAGGAAAGCUUACAAUGACCGAUUAACCUGUACCUCUUUGGCAUGUGGGAGGAAAACGGAGCACCUGGAGGAAACUCGUGCGUACACGGGAAGAAUGUACAAACUUUCUUACAGAGGACAUCAUAAUUGAAAUCUGAUGCACUGAGCUGCAUUAGUGUUACGCUAACCACUCUGCCACCAAGGUACCACCUUCUCGCAGCAUUGCCUAUUGAAGCUGUUCUUGACGGACAUCUUCUGUGAAUCCUGGAGCCCGGUAUUAACACCAUACAAUGAUCGCACCUAAGGUGCUCCUUGUACGUUGACUUUAAGAGCAAACAAGCAUGGACAGACCAGUCAGAUCAUCAUGGAUGCUCAGCUUUUCCAAAAUACCCCAGCUGGAGCACAGAGUGAGAACAGACCUGAGGUUUGAUCAACUUAAGUGAGAGGCUGAAUUGGAAAAGUCUGGUAUUAGCAGUGAACGGGCCUGAGAGCAUACUGAAGCAGCAGGGCCCAGGUCCGAGAGCAAGAAAUGACCCGGAACUUGGACAAUUUAAGUUCUGGGUGAGAUAGAAAAAGUCAGGGUGUUAGGGCCAGAGGUGAGGAAUGUAUGGCUGGAGGGGAUAUGGGCUGAAUGCAGGAAUUUGGGAUUAUCUGGGUGGGUAUCAUGGUUAGCAUGUACUCGUUGGGCCGAAGGGCCUGUAUCCCUGCUGCAUUGCUCAGUUUAUGACUCUACAAAUCUGAUGAAGGGUUUUGGCCCAAAUUGUCAACAGCUGAUUCCCCUCCAUCGAUGAUGCUUGACAUGUUGAGUUCCUCCAGCAUUUUGUGUGUGUUGCUCAAUUUCUCCAGCAUCUGCAGAGUCUCUUGUGUUAAUGACAUUCUCACUCCUGGUUAAGUGGGGGAACUAAGAAAUGAGCCCUCCCCAUCACUGAGAGCUUUUACAGGAAGCACUGGAUCAAGAAGGCGAUAUCCAUCAUUGUGGAUCAUAGCAGGUGGCAUCUAUCAUCAUUGAAAUUAUCAAAUAUUGAAAAGUUUACUAUAGGUGCAGUGGGGAUGUGGAGAAGACAUUUUCUACAUUUUCUACAUUUUCUACGUCCAGGACCAGAGGGCACAGCCUCAAAUACAAGGAUGUCCCUUUAGAAUACAGAUGAGGAAGAAUUUCUUUAGCCAGAGUAAUUUAUUGUCACAGACAGCUGUGGAGGCCAUGUCAUUGGGUAUAUCUACAGCUGCAUUUGAUAGGUUUGUGAUUAGUCAGGGUAUCAAAGGUUAUGGGGAGAAGGCAGAAAAAUGGGUUUAAGAGGAAUGAUAAUCAGUCAUGAUUGAAUGGUGGAGCAGACUCGAUGAGCUGACUGGCCUAAUUCCAUACCUACGACUGAUGGUCUUAUUAAAGCCGGCACGGACAGGAAUACUGGAGCUCCAACACUGGGAUAAGCAGUGGGAAUUUCUACAUUAGGGGCUCUACCAUUAGUCUGAUCAACUUUUACAAGGCGUGCGCGCGCGCACACACACACACACACACACACACACACACACACACACACACUCUCACACACACACUCACACACACACACACACACACACACACUCUCACACACGCACACACACACACUCACACACACUCACAGACACACACACACAGACACACACACUCACACACACAUGCAGACACACACACUCACACACACACAGAGACGCACACGCACACACACUCACACACACACAGACACACACAGACACACACACUCACACACACACACACACUCUCUCACACACACACUCACACACACACACACUCACACACACACACUCACACACACACUGUCACACUCACAGACACUCACACACACACAGACACACACACUCACAGACACACACACGCACACACACAGACACACACACACUCACACACAGACACACACACUCACAGACACACACGCGCACACACACACACACACUCAGAGACACACACGCACACACACACACACAGACACACACACUCAGACACACACACACAGACACACACACUCACACAGACACACACACACACACACUCACACACAGACACACACACUCACAGACACACACGCGCACACACACACAGACACACACACACUCAGAGACACACACGCACACACACACACACACACACAGACACACACACUCAGACACACACACACACACACACACUCACAGACACAUACGCACACACACACACUCACACAGACACACACACUCACAUACACAGACACACACUCACACACACACAGACACACACACUCAGAGACACACACGCACACACACACACACACACAGACACACACAGAGACACACACACAGACACACACGCACACACACACACAGACACACACACAGACAGACACACACUCACAGACACACACGCGCGCGCACACACACACACAGACACACACACUCACACACACACACACACACAGACACACACACACACACGGACACACACACACAGACACACACACACACACUCACACACACACACAGACACACACACACUCACACACACAGACAGAGAGACACACACACACACACACACACAGACACACACUCAGACAUACGCGCACACACACACACACACACACACACACUCACACACACACACACACACAGACACACACACACACACGGACACACACACACAGACACACACACACACACUCACACACACACACAGACACACACACACUCACACACACACACACACACACACACACACUCACACACACAGACAGAGAGACACACACACACACACACACAGACACACACUCAGACAUACGCGCACACACACACACACACACACACACACAGACUCACACUCACACACACAGACACAGACACACACACACAGACACACACACUCACAGACACACACGCACACACACACACACACACACAGACACACACUCACAGACACACGCACACACACACAGACACACACACACACAGACACACACUCACACUGACACAGACACACACACACACACUCACAGACACACACACACAGACACACACACUCACAGACACACACGCACACACACACACACACAGACACACUCACAGACACACGCACACACAGACACACACAGACACACACACAGACAGACACACACACACAGACACACACACACUCACACACACACUCACACACACACACAGACACACAAUACAAACUUCAUAAAUAGCUGUCAACUGCACUGUUCACCAUUUACUUCUGCUGAGCACUACGUGCAUUUUGAAUUACAUUUUUGUUUUGUGCUCUAUGUGAUAUAUGUUUUGUGGGUGCACAUUGGUCCAGAGGAACUUUGUUUUGUUUGGUUGAGAUAUGGAUUGUCAGAUGACAAUAAACUUGAACUUGAACAGAGGUCAUGGUCAAUACUGUUUAAGUUUAUGUUGUACCUUCCCUGCCCCCCCUCCCCACCUGCUUGGCCUGUCGAUAUGUGGAACCGUUGGUGAAUUGGCUGUCAAGCCACUCCACGUCGGGAAGGGAAUGCCUUUCAUUCCUUGCUUUUAAAAACAGUUCAAAUGCUGGCUGAGACAAGGACGAGAAGAUGAAUAAAAUACUAUCCCAAUAGAAAUAGCCAUCUCACUAGUCCAUAAAAUGCCCUCAAGUGGUUAAAUUUGUCUGAGUCUCAUUUAACAGAGAGCAUUUUAAGAUCAAUUAUCUCCUCUCCUCCCCCACCACCAUCAGCUUCUCCCUUCAGGAAUUCCUAGUGCCUGUGCACACAAGAACCUCCAGAACAGUCCACUCCGACCCGCACAGGAAGAGCAAUAAUAAAGUGGUUUACUUCGCAGUUGCUGCAUGAGGAAUGUACCACUUCUCGGCCGAGGGAUGUAGCCCUUGAUCUAUUAAAAGCUGAGAGACGAGACAGAACUAGAUGCCUGUCAGGGCUUUGAUCUGUGAUAUUGGUACCUCGCAGAGGAGACCCAGAGGUAUCCAGAUAUUCACAGGCCUCCAUUUUGCCCAACAUCCUGGCUACUGUAUCAAGAAAUCAAAGAUUAGCUUUGUAAAAAUCAACCCUAUUUACAUGUGAUUGCAUGAACA